This is a messenger RNA of Hippocampus comes (tiger tail seahorse), 559 nucleotides long. RefSeq names its product sodium/hydrogen exchanger 3-like. The transcript has 3 exons. Lineage: Eukaryota; Metazoa; Chordata; Actinopteri; Syngnathiformes; Syngnathidae. The record is from RefSeq and is a predicted model, not a curated record. The coding region runs from base 115 to 456 and encodes 113 amino acids.
CCAUCCAGAAAAUCAACAGAUAAAAGCAAAAGCUAUCAUUCUGGUGAUGAAGAUUUUGAGUUCUCAGAGGGAGACAGCGCAUCUGGCUAUGAAGCAUCAGGAGACUCACUCGCCAUGAGGGUCACCUACAGAGUGGGAGCUGGUAUUGAGAAUCCUGCCUUCAUGCCAGAGCUGGACUAUAUGGCGCCCAUGCAGAUCCCACCGUGGUUAGCCGAGGCUGAGCUCGAUAGCGGCAUGGUGGCCCCCUCGCAGAGGGCCCAAGUGAGGCUGCCGUGGACACCCAGCAACCUGCGGCGCCUCGCCCCGCUACGUAUCAGUACUCGUUCCACAGACUCCUUCAUGCAAGCAGAUGCACCCGCCACACAAGAGAGGGACGAAGAUGAGUUUCCACCACCGUUGACACCACCGCCACCGCCGCCGCCGCCACCUUCUGACAGACACGGGGGUCACAUGUAGCCUUCCCUCAUCAUCUCCUUUAACUGCCAAAAGACACAGAAUAUUACCUCAGACUUUGCACUGGCUCCACUAGAAAUAUUGUCAAGGGAAUGUGUUUUUUUUU